This is a messenger RNA of Nomia melanderi (Alkali bee), 3610 nucleotides long. RefSeq lists its product as uncharacterized. NCBI's taxonomy places the organism in Eukaryota, Metazoa, Arthropoda, Insecta, Hymenoptera, Halictidae. The record is from RefSeq and is a predicted model, not a curated record.
AGUUCGAAAGUAGGCCUUAGUCGUUCAGUCAGUAGUCAACUGCGUCCCCAGACGAUUGGUUGUCGUAAUGGUAAGUUCCUCGGUGUCAUCGUUCCGGAUGUUUCAUUUCUCGUAACCAAAGCCGCAAAACGUUUCCUGAACGUUCCAUGCUAGAAAGUACCGCUGAAGCCAGAAAUUUCAAUAGUGUCAGCAUCGCCAGUCGUGAUAGCGAAGAUUCCUGUGACGGAAAAGUGAAUUUGUUCGCGGACGAUCCAGAAAGUUGACGAAACUCCUUUUUCUUAGUGGUCAACUGCCUUAGCAGCAUUGUUAGUUUUCACGGUUACAUGGGCUCCGAGGAAUAAAACUGUUGACGCGUUAGUGAUAAUUGACUCAAUUGCCGGGGCAAUUUUUAUCUGGCUGCUUGGCCCUGUGCUGGUGAUUCUGUGUGAAAGUAGAAAAUGAAAAUACGUGCGAGGAGCAGCAUGGUUUUUCUUCUUGCGGUUUUCUGCCUGCUGCUCGUCCUCGGGCUAGGUCACGGCCAGGACAAUGAUCUUCCAUCGAGGAUGGAGAUCGAGAGCUCGAUCAACCGUACGAUCGAGGAGGUCGAGCGUCAACUUCGCGAGGACCCUAGGCUGCCCAGAUUAACUAGGCAAGAUAUAGUGAAAUUCCUUCAGAACAUCACGUCCCAGGAUUUGAAGACUUUCAAGGAUAAAGAGAAGGUUGAGAGAGCUAGGAAGCUGUACCAAAGAGCACUGAUGGUCGUCCUGCCUUAUAACGCUGAGUCAAAUGGGAAUCUGAAUGAUCUGUACACGAAACCACCGAUGGUCCAGAUGAUUCCAGAUUUCAGAAACACAGAAAACUACGAAGCUAAGGUAAAAGAAGACUCAAAGUACCAAGUUGCUUCAAAUUCUCCAAAGCUAGAAAAGGACAAGACUAAAGUUAACUCGAAGACGCAAGUCCAGUUAGAGUUACCGAGGUCAGGGAAUGAAGCCAAAAUCAACGAAGACGAAAGCGGAAAAGGAGCUAUUAUUGAUCUCUCCAUUCCUUCGGCGGAUGAGAACAUGGUGUCAGAUCGGGUCACUUAUAAAACGCCUAUAAAAGAUGCGCAAUCUACCACAACGAAGAAUCAAUACAAAAACCACCGUGAGACGUACUCGGACGUGCGCACGAAGGUCCCUUUAAAGGAAACGCUGAAACUGGACUCCGCGCCGGUUAGGUUCACGUUCAACCUGGAGAAUCUCCAGAAGAACGCAAUUCCUGUUGAGAAGAUGACGACUGCCAGGUACCCAGUUUACAAGAAUAACGGGAACAAGAACCCCGAGUUGGAGAUCGUCUACAGCACCAGCAUCACUGAGCUGCCUACCACGAAGUCAUCAACCAAAGGAAUCACCAUUGAUUUAGGACAGUCUAGAACCAGCCACAAUGUCCUGUCGUCGAAUCAGUGGCGUUAUAAUGCACCACCGAGUACUACUUUGAAGCCAACAAUGCCUUCCAAACUUGAGAAGGUCCCUUUUUUGCCAACUAUCAAUACAGAUGCUGAAGAAAGUUCUGUUAAGACAUUACCAAAAACACCAGAAACGAUCGUUAUGGACUUUAAACCUGCUGAAGCAUUGAUUAUGGACACUAAAAAGCCAACAGCUCUUUAUGUCACACCUAUGCCUACAGGAACACCUUCUAAAGUGAAGUAUAGUUCAACUUAUUCCAUCAAUUCAGCAGGUUUUCGAGCUGCCACGUCUACAACCACGUCGGUGCCUAUGAGGCCAGAAGUGAUGGAACUGUUAGCCUCCAUUGGUCUCAAACCAGAUAACAGUAGCAACGUAGAGGAUGUUUACAAGAAGAACAAAGACAUUCUUGGGAAUAAGACCCAGAUUCCUGAGUUGAACGGCGUGGUACCGGGUUUGGUGCCCAGUUUGUCUUCAACUGGUCCAGAUCCAGUGUCUAUUCUUAGUCAGAACACAUUCAGUAAUUCAGCAUAUGAGAUCAAGAAAGGCGUGGCUAACUUGACGCCUGACGUGCAGCUGUUGUUCCAAAGGUUCGGUCUCCAAUCCCCUAAACUUGAUCCAUCGACAACGACUACAGAGAGGACGACUAUCAAUUUCAAUGACUACACUAAUUUCAAGCCUCUCCCCACGUCUAAUGUGAAGGACCAAGGGAUGAAAGAGUUCUUGGCUAAGUUUGGGUUGGGGAUCAAUGAUAACAGAAGGCAGAAGUCUAUGAAACACGCGACGGAAGCUUCUUCGGUGGUUGAAGCUGUUCCAGACAGCAUGAGAGGCAUUCUAGAGAACAUGGGACUGGUGUCUAGCACUGUUAAACCAAGGAAAAGUGUGAACAAAGUGGUCGAGGACAUGGAAUCCACAGAGACGUCCAAGUUUCACGUGUUCAAGCCUCAUGAAGUAAAUGUGGACGAUGAAAAGCAGAGAGUUAAGAUCAAUGAGCUUCUAGAUACAGUGAAACUGGUUCAAGAGGGUAAAGCUGAUAUUCACAAAGUGAAGAAGGUGGCUAAUGACUUGUUGGAGACUACUAAGAUAUUGAAGGAUGGACCCGAUCCUUUGAGACUAGAGGAAAUCAUCAGGACUUACAGCGAGGAUGUCAGGAACGAGAUAAAAAGGCAACAAGAGGAUGAACAACCGGAAACGACCACGGUUGAGGCUGCGGAGGAAGCGACGACUGCUUCCACCACCACCGCCACAACUGAAUCGGUCGAAGCGACGACAGAUUCGGCGAAAGCAGCCUCGGAGCAAAAUGGCGACACCACCACGCCGGCGACCGAGGUCUCUUCGUCGACCUCGAACCUGAUGGCACUGGAGGAAUCGUUUGGCGGGACGACCAGCGCACCCGACACCUCGCUGCCGCCAAAACGGAACAGCGGACUUUACUUUCUGGUAGAUUGGAACACUUUCCUCGAAGUCGGCGAGGAUGAGAAGGAGAAGAUAAACCUGAGGUUCCAGCCGAAAGUCGGCGACCGGACGAGAUUCUUACCUGUGACCGUACCUUGAGCGUUGAUAACAGGAUCUUCUAUGACAAAUCGAAACCGAAAUAUGUUAUAAAUAAUAUUAAAAUAUUGAACAAUAUGUAUUACUCGCGGUUAAUCAUACGUGGACGAGAAUGUGACAAAUGUAUUUCGAUUUCGAUUUCUUGGUUUUGUGGAGGUUGUAAAAAAAGGUCGAAUAAGGGAUGGUUACUUUCGGACGUAUCCUAUUUAUCGGUGGAUAAUGUAAUUUAUUGGAAUUGUUAGUAAACAUUAUUUAAUGGGAAUUGAAGCGGUUAGGUUUACUUUGGUAGUAUGUAAAUAGAAGACUUACAGACAAUUUAUUGCGUAUUAUAAUCAGAUAGUGGAUUUUUAUGGAUUUCUAGCGUAUUUUGUUAUUUUGUACAAUUGAUACGUAUAUGUGAUUAAUUAAACAACGAAACGUUUCGAGUUGAGGUUAACAUGAAUUCUAUUUUCUUAAUAAAGACGUAUAAGAAAAUAAUAUCUCAUGAAUAUCCACGAUCUAUUUGUAAUGAACAGUUAUUUAUACCUGUUGUUUGUAAUUGUUUUGUACAAAAAUGUUGAAUAAAAGAGUUUUCCGCAACGGAAACAAGGAAUUUAUAUUGUUUGGCCUACAUACAUAUGAAAGUAUGUAAUCAGCAC